GCCUGAUGCGGCCGGACUUGACCAAAGCCCUUGACGCUCGUCCUGCAGAUGCGGCGCCGCUUCGGGGACGUGUUCAGCGUGCAGAUGGCCUGGACGCCCGUGGUCGUGCUCAACGGACUGGCAGCUGUGCGCGAGGCGCUGGUGGACCGCGGCGAGGAAACCUCCGACCGCCCACCUGUGCCCAUCACCACACUACUGGGUUUCGGGCCUCGCUCCCAAGGGGUGAUCCUGGCUCCCUAUGGGCGCGCCUGGCGCGAGCAGAGGCGCUUCUCUGUGUCCACCAUGCGCAACUUGGGCCUGGGCAAGAAGUCCCUGGAGCAGUGGAUAACCGAGGAGGCCUCAUGUCUCUGUGCCGCCUUCUCCGACCAAGUUGGCCGCCCCUUUAGCCCCAACCUGCUCCUGAAUAAAGCGGUGAGCAACGUGAUCGCCUCGCUCACCUUCGGGCGCCGCUUCGAGUACGACGACCCACGCUUCCUCAAGCUAUUGGAUGUACUUCAGGACGCUGUGAAGGAGGACACGGGUCUUCUGCGCGAGGUGCUGAACUCGAUUCCUGUGCUCCUGCACAUCCCGGGGCUGGCUGCUAAGGCCCUCCAAGGGCAGCAAGCUUUCGCGUCCCUGGUGGAUGAGCUCCUCGCUGAAAACAAGAUGACCUGGGACCAGGACCAGCCACCCCGAGACCUGACUGAUGCCUUCCUGGAUGAGGUGGAGAAGGUGAGGUGCCAGGAACAGGAACAGUGGUUGUGGAUUUAGGGGGCCAUGAAGCAA
Messenger RNA from Manis javanica (Malayan pangolin), 765 nucleotides. NCBI's taxonomy places the organism in Eukaryota, Metazoa, Chordata, Mammalia, Pholidota, Manidae. The record is from RefSeq and is a predicted model, not a curated record.